AUGAUUGUUAAUAUUCCUGAACGCAACACCAGAUUAGAAUUGAAAGUUAAGAAGAACACUACUAUAUACUCAAUAAAACUUGCAAUCCAGAAGAAACUCUCGAUUUCCAAAGAGAACUUAAUUAUUUAUUUAUCUGGUAAACAAUUAUCGGAUAACGAUACACCGUUUCAGGACAAGGACGAAAACGAUGUUACUUUAACUGUUUCGAUCUCAGAUUCACCAGAAAAGAAAGAACCAGCAAGUUUCAAGUCUGAAAUCAAAGAAUCAGACAUAAAAUACUUCGAUAACCUCGGAUUCUCACCAUGUGUCAUUACGAAUGCCAUAAUCACAUCACACGGAGAUAUUUCUAAAGCAUCAGAUUUAUUAUUUAAUAGUCGUACUGUCAAAGUCGUUUCUGUCAUGCCAAUUGACACAAAUACGAACAGUACGGAUUCACCGAAUCGUUCAGACUCAGAGAAUUCAUCAUCUGACAAUGUGGAGAAUACGAUCAAUCUUUGUUCACUUAUCAACCAAUAUUACGCAUGCCAUGGUGAUUGGCAAUCUAUCCAGCAUCAAUUUCCUACGAUUCCAGUGAGUACUCUUCACUUCAUUUUGUAUUGGCUCUCUUUCAAUCUCCAGAAGUGUCCACAAGUCUUUGACUUGUCCAUUAAGACAUCCAAAGUCAAGAAACUUUUCAUUUACUUCCAUCAAGGUGUAAAAGUUGAGAAUCUUUGCAAACUGAUCCAUAUCCGCGACGUUUCUCUUUUACGAACUUAUUACGACAUCAUUACACGUUGUAUAUGCGAAUGUGAUUCAUUGGAAACAUUUUCCAAAGAAAACCCAGAUUCCAAAAUUUUCAUUACGAAAUUCGAAAAAAUGAUGGACCAAAUCGAACAUUUAGUUACAAAGAAGAAAGAAGAGAACCACAUUCUCUCAUUUUAUCAUAAAGAAUUCGAAGUUGUUUCAUCACCAGAAGCACGAGAUAUUGAAACAGACAUCAAUGGCUUUUUCAUUCUUCCUAAUCACGUCAUCAACAUUCCAAAGCUUGUUUCAUCAUUUGUACAGUCAGGAUACUCAGAAAAGUCACUUUUGCUUCAAUAUCCUGAUUUUUCACUUGGAUAUUUAGUUUAUUUGCUUUACUUAGUUCAUUUGGGAUUUGACACAAGAAGGAGAACAAUGAACAGCUGGCGUCCUAAAGAACUUCGAUUCCUUUUGGAGCAAGGAUACGAAGGAGCAUCAGUUCCACAGAUGAAAGAGUUUUUGGACGAGAAAGAUUCAAAUCAGAUAUCACAGAAACUAAAACUAGUCAAGAAUUGCAUCAAGAAUUCAACAAACUUUUCGAAAUUCUGUUCUCAAUUCAAAGAUUUCGUUGUUCCAUCAGAUUCUUCAUACGACGACGACGGUGUUCCGGAUUAUUUAUAUAAGUUGUUUGACGAAUUUUCUCAUCAAGACAAAGAUAUCUCUGUUGAAAAUUCUCUUGGUGCAUUGACUAUUUUACUUCCUGACAAAAUCCCUCCAUGCAACGAAAUCAUUUUUGAUCACAAAGUUCAUAUUUAA
Molecule: messenger RNA, 1536 nt
Organism: Trichomonas vaginalis G3
Lineage: Eukaryota; Parabasalia; Trichomonadida; Trichomonadidae
Product: ubiquitin-like family
Exons: 1
Coding region: 1-1536 (511 amino acids)
Molecular function (GO): protein binding
Source: RefSeq, a predicted model, not a curated record